Molecule: messenger RNA, 858 nt
Organism: Ichthyophthirius multifiliis
Lineage: Eukaryota; Ciliophora; Oligohymenophorea; Hymenostomatida
Exons: 6
Biological process (GO): protein folding
Cellular component (GO): endoplasmic reticulum membrane
Source: RefSeq, a predicted model, not a curated record
AUGUAUUGUGGUGAUGAUAAUUGCUAUGAAAUAUUAAAAGUAGAUAGAAAUUCAUCAAUUGAAGAAAUUAAAAAAUCGUAUAGAAAAUUAUCAAGAUAAUAUCAUCCGGAUAAAUCUAUUCAUAGAGGAGAAGAUACUAAAUUAAUUUAUUAAAAAAUAGUAAGAGCUUAUGAAAUUUUAAAAAGUUAAGAUUUAAGAAGUAGUUAUGAUGGAUUUUUGAAAAAUCCAAAUCAAAGUGAAUAUUAUCAUUAUUAUAAUUAUUAUAAAGCUGUUUAUACACCAUAAACUAACCCAUUUGUAGUUUUAUUUGCAACUGCGGUAUUUUUUUCUGGUAUUUAGUAUUUAGCACGUAUAAGUAUGCAUGAAUCUGCUAUUAAUUAGUUUUAAUAAUCUGAAAGAUUUAAAAAAAUGGUUAAUUAAAGGUUACAAGAGGAAGAUAAUAGAUCUAAACAAGAAAUAAUUGAUGAAUUAAAAAAAGAUAUAAAUAUUCAAGGCGGAUAUUCCAAAUUAAAGAUCUAAGAAAUUUUUAUUAUAAGAAUAAUUUUAUUACCUUAUACAAUUUAUAAAUAUAUAUAUUCUUUUAUAAGAUGGAAUUAUAAAUAUAGAGUUAAAAAAUAAUAAUAUACUAAUGAAGACCAAAUAAUUAUGACUAGAUAUAUUUUACAGAUUAGUGAAUCUAAAUGGAAUUUAAUAGAAGAUGAAAAAAAAUAAGAAUUAACUGAAAGAUAAUUAUGGAUUCCGUAAAAAUAUAAAGAAUAUAGAGAAGAAAUGAUGGAAUAAGCUAGAAUUUAGAGAGAAUAAUUUCUUUAAACAGCAAAAGGAAAAAAAUAUGCUAGAUAUAUGAAAAAUUAUAAAUGA